AUGUUCGCUUGUGUUAGCUCUCAGAGUCAUUUUGAAUUAAAUGAAAACAGAGUCUUGCUCUCUCGAGACAUCUGGGACUACGCACUCUGGAUGGACCACGGUUCACACUUGUUCACGCUACUCAUUUCAAAGCUUGUGACUCCGACUUUGAUUUUCAGUUACCUGUGGAUGCACACCAAGCAACCAAUCGGGGCAGUGAUCAGCAUGUUGGGACAGUUUGCAGUACUACCUGCCAUUGGUUUCUGCCUCAGUCUAUUAUUCAAGUUGCAGCUGUAUGAGGCACUGGGAGUCCUUAUUAUUUCCUGUUGCCCUGGUGGAUCCUUUUCUAAUUUCUUUACCUUUUGGGUUGAUGGCGAUCUGGCACUCAGCAUUAUGAUGACAGUGUGCUCGUCUGUGCUCGCCUUUGGAGGGAUGCCCUUCAACCUUUGGCUGUAUGGCAGUUACUGGCAGGGAGACAACUCAUUUAGAGACAACUCGUUUGUAAUUCCCUUCACAAACAUCAUGACAUCUCUCGCCAUCAUUACUACACUAGUCAUUGUGGGCAUGACAGUGAGGUACUUCUGCAAGCGGGCAGCAGAAAUCAUCACUCGAGUAUCGGGUUUGAUUGGAUGGGUUGGUGUGAUCGCUGGCUUCAUCAUCUGGCUCAUCUUAUACUGGAAAAUCUUUAUGAUGGCUCCCCCACUGCUCUAUGUAACUGCCAUGCUUCUUCCAUCCACUGGCUUCAUAUUUGCUUUCCUCUUGGCCAAGUUAACCUGUCAGAACAACAAGAUUGCACGCACUAUUGACAUAGAGACCAGCAGCCAAAAUAUGUCUGUUGCAAUUAGCAUCAUCCUUCUCAGCUUUACAAACAUAGAGAUAUACAAGAGGUUCUGCAAGAAACAAAAAAUACCUACCAGUACAUUCAAACCAACUGGAACCUAUCUCUGCUGAGCAAGAGACCUUCGUCAUCUAAUGUAUUAUUUUCUCCAUUAACAUGAGGAAGCACUCCCUUUUAAAUGAAUUAAUGAAGAUAAGAUUUCACUUCCUCUCAGUCCUGUAUAUGUAUGUAUGUAUGUAUUAUCCAAGAACAGCAAAAAUUCUGAAUGAAAGCACCAUGAAAUGUUUUUUGGGUCCUCUUGUGCAUUCUAUUUGUACUCUAGUCCUAACAAAUCUGAUGUUGCGAUGUGGGUUUGUAAUUCACCAUCUCCAUAAAUUAGAUAUAUAUUUAUUUAUGUCACCCAAUUUAUAUCAAGAGGCUCUAACUGUUAUAUGAUUAUGUAUCAUAUUAAGUUUCUUUAGUCACCGUACCUUUCCUUAAUUUUCUUUUACAGUCGUCACAGCUAUUUGAUUCCAAUGUUAUUUGUCAUUUUUCCCUAUAUAAUUUUUGGUACAUAUGUACAGUGAAGCCUCGGACUUGGAACACAUCAGACUUUGAACAAUUUGAACAUGGAGAAAAAAUGUUAAUAAUUUUUACCCUUGGAGAUGGAAAAAAUUUUGGACUUGGAACAACCCAAAGGCAGCCAAAUUCACCAAAUCCAGAUGAUGCUAGCACUGUUGGCAGGAGGUAAAUAUCAGUUCCCACUUUGUUUUUAUUCUGUUUUGUUGCCUUGUUCCUAUUCCCAGCUGGGAUCAGGACAUUUGACCAGGUUUUCAUUUGACCAGAGUCACUUAACCAGGUAGGAUGGUUAAGUAACAUUUCAUAUAAGUACACUGGUCUCGUAACUAACAAAAAUAUUUCUUAACUAUUGUAGUGACUAGGUGUAACGGACGUUAAACAAAGAAUCCACAUAAGGCUAACUGACUAUGCUAAUGGUAGUGCUGCCACCUCCCAGUAUAUUCUUGAUACCUAGUUAAGUGACACUUGCCAUGAAGCUUUCCACCAAAAGAUAAAUAAUAUUGAUGUUACAUAGUUCAGUUCUUAUUUAUAUAAGUAAAAAUUUGGGCUCUUGGAAUGGAUUAGAAUUAUUUACUGUUUCCUAUGGGGAAAACCAUUUCAGACUUAGAACAAUUCGGACAUGGAACAGCCCAGCUUCUGGAACAAAUUAUGUACAGUAAGUUCAAUGUCUAAGGGUCCACUGUAUGUAUAUUUGUUACAUAAAUUUUCUAGGUAAUGUAUUUGUUUUCUGGUAUUGUAAGCAACUUUACUAAAAUGCAUUGUUUGAUUAUGAAAGAGAAUGCUUUAUGGAAGUGAAAGGUGGGCUGUAGAGGUCUGUGCCAACAUAGAAAGUAUUAAGUAUUAACCCCUUCAAUACUGGGACACAUUUUCACCUUUAGAUUUGUGUAUGAUUAGACCAUUUUAUUGACAUUAGGAAGGGCCCAUGGAGGUCAGAAUAUUAAUGACCACAGUCUUCACUGUUUUAGUCCCCCACAUAAGUUUCUGAAGUUGUAUAAAAUCACCAAAUAGUAAGCAGAAUGAAUAUGGAAAUGCAUCAUGAUACUCAAGGGGUUAAGCUUCAGGUGAGGUUCCAGCCUGUUAGCCAGGAAUGUGCUUCCUUUAUUGGACUUGGUGUACAAGGCUGCCCAUCUCACCUGGUUUCUGUAUGACUGAAAGUGUUUGUAACUUUUAUUGUACAUAUUUAUUUCUUAUUUCUAUCACCUUCAUAUGAGUUAUACUUUAAAGUAUGUGAUCAACAAUUCUUUCUAUUUUGACUUUGUAUUAAUUACCGGUUGUUAAGCUGGUUGAUGAUUUCAUUAUGACUGUUUACUUAUUAGACCAUUCUUUCAAGGGAUGGUGUGUUUAUAUAAAUGGUCUGUCAUAGGGUUAUGUAAAGGAGGCAACGGCUGGUGUCAACUUAGUUAGGAUUAAAAUUAUAUCAACUAUCAAAUUAUGGAUGAGAUACUGGAGUUAUACAUCUCUUGCAGGACUAGUUCUAGUAUUCUUCAGUAAAGCUGGCAUCAGAAAUGUUGUGAGUGUUAUUUGUGGUCAUUUGUAUUUGUUUACCUGUGUGGUCUACUGUUAUCUGUGAUGUUGUGAACUGCACAGUUGUAUUAUUGUCUUGGAUUAUGCAGACAGUUUUGAGCAUACAGGUUGGAACAAAUUCAAUAAAGCAAUUACUACAUAGUCUUUUGCUCUUCUGUUCUGUGGAUUGAUUGCCUUGGACACUACACUAACACCUUUCAGGGAUUUUCAUCACUAAUUACAUCAUGUCCUCUAUUGAUCAUGGUGUAUAUUCCAUGGAAUACUUUCAUAUAAAAAUUCUGAAUAAAUUGUGUAGAUGUCAAAGGAUGGCUCAGUCAUAAUUUUUUUUUUAAUACAGGAGCCACUUGCCAAGGGCAACCAAAAUUUUUGAGAGAAAAAGUAAUUCAAGUUAGAAAAAUCAAAUAAGAGGAUAACAGUCUUGACUCUAGAAAUCUCCCUCUUGAGAAGAGUUCAGUUCAAAAGAUGGAGGAAAUACAGUAGUAGGCAGUUUCAGCUUACCAGAAAAAGGGACAUUAGAAAAUACUGCUUUACUGCUUCAUUUGAGAGAUGGAGAAAAUAAAGCUGAGAGAAAGAAGAAAGUCUUGUGCAGCGAGACUGCAGAAAAGGAGGCAUGUAGUUAGAUAAGGAGAGUAGUUAGCAUGAAAACAGUAGAUGACAAGAGAGCAACUUUGCAGCAGAGAUGAGGACUGUCACUUAGAGGAACUGAUCAGACAGUAUUUUUCAUUUCUUGUCUAAAGUGUGAUGUGAAUAGAAUCUUCCCAUAUAUGUUAAACAUAUUUCACCCAUGGGCAAAGUUAGCAGCUGAGAGAUGAGAAAAAUAGUGAUGACUCAGAAUUCCUAGUUGUUUUAUCUCCAGUUGAGAUGUAGUUUCCAGUUUAGGUUAAAUUAAGACAGACCAAAGAUGUUCAGUUAAGCAAUAGAGUGUCAUUGAAAAAGAGGAAAGUUAUCUGGAAGGAUAUGCUGAGUUGAUUGACAACUGAUUUUUUGAGAUAUUAAAUAAAACCAAUAUUGCUGUCCCAAUCAAAAAUUCUUAAGAGAUCAUUAAUACAUUUUGUGGCUUUCCUAUAUGAGAUGUUUAAUUCCUGAAGUGUUAAACAUCUAUGAGAAGAUGUGGAAAAUUAGAGUGGUGUCAUUAGCAUACAAAUGGAGAGGUUUGGUUUAGAAAACCACUUACAAAUAAUAUGAAGAGUAUUUGACAGGACAGAACACUGAAACACCACUGGUAACAGGCUUAGAACAAGUGACUAUCUAUUACAGCAGAAAGAAAAUUUGAGAUGCAAUUAGAUAUAAUCUGCAGGAAGAUGGUUUGGAAAUCAAAAGCUGUGUACUAACUUCAUUAAAAGCUUUUGAUAUGUCUAAGGUAACAAAAUUUCACCAAAAUCCCUAAAAAAAAGGGUGACUAAGACACAGUAAGGAAAGCCAGAUCACCAGUAGUGUGACCUCAACAGAGCCCAUACUGGUAAUCAAACAUAAGGUUGCAAAGUAAUAGAUAUUUAAGAAUCUUUUUAUUGAGACCUUAAGACUUUAGAGGGAAAAAAUCAAUGCAAUAGGACAGUAAUUUGUGGGAUUAGAACUUAUUACUGUUUUAUAAAAACAAAAAUGUAGGCAAACUUCCAGCACAAAGGAGAGGUAGAGAUUACUAGACAAUUGGAAGAGUUUGAUUAGGUAAGGUACAAGCACAAAGGCUCAGCAUCAGAAAACAAUAGAUAGGAGGGCUUCUAUCAGGGUCAUAAGCCUUUCAGGGAUUAAGACCAGCAAGGGUAUAGAAAACAUCACUGUAAAAAAUGUUAUGGUUGCACAAAGUAAUUUGAGAGGUAAAGAAAAGAAACAAACCCCAAGUCAGUUUUAGCAAGUCUGAGCAGACUUUAGCUUUCAAGACAAGAUGGCAAUGGUGCCAUCAAAUUGAAAUAAGGAUGAAAAAGUAGUUAUGAGAUACAUAUUCUUGGCUAGGUGCCAUAAGUCACCUCCACUGUUGUGUUAAUAGGACUGUAAAGUUAGAAAAAUGUUAAGAAUGUUUGGUGAACCUCUAGACAUUCUAGGAUACAAAUAGGGUGAUUGUUGCAUUAAUUGCUCUAGAUCAUGAAAGAUAGAAAAGUUAAAGGUUUUCACCAGAUUGGUCAAUGGAGAAGAGAUUCAAAACUGGUGAAUAUUGAAGUCCCCAAGAAUGGGAAUUUCUUCAAUAGGGGAGUUAGGAUCUAUUUAACUUUGUAACUUUAAUAAUUAAGCAAAAAAAAUUUAAUAGUUGGAGUUUGUAGCCAGACAUUAGAAAACUUGCAAGAUUUAAGAACAAGGCCAUAAAAGCAAGUGGAGUCUUUACACUGAUACACAUCUAGCUUUGGAUUGAAAGUGAAGAUAAAGUAGGUAUCACAUAUACUGCCUAGUUGCAUUCAUGUAACUACAUUCUUGUACGAGCUCAAAUAGUUAGAUUGAUAUAGCCGAACCACUUGUUGGUGCAGUAAGGCAGAUGAGGUCAGGAAGUAGGAAGGGUGACAGGAUAGGGCAGUCAGAGUCCAGCAGUGACACAGGCAGGAUUACUCUGUGCAAGAUUGUGAAUAUGGACUGUACAAGGACUUGUACCUUGAUAAUACAUACUGGAAACCACUCUGCAUGUUAUCAACCCUAGGAUUGGCUCUGAAACUUUGGUCAAGCUGACCUAUACGAGUAGUUACCAGGUUACUUAACUAACAGAUAGGUACUACUUAUACAAGUAAAGACGAAUUUGACAGUAAGAGGUAACAGGAAAAAGGGCUAUUCUCAGUUGUCUAAGACAUGUGUUAUAGUGAGGAAAAGGUGUUUAGAAGUGAGGUGGUGCUCCAUAUUGAAAAUUAGAUCUAAAGCCACCAACACUGCAUAGGUUUAAUAAAGAAAAAGUUGAAUGGAGGUGUCAAUACCAGAACAGUCUGACCUGUGUGAGAUUUGUAAUCCCCUCUCAAAGCAUGGAUUGCAAGGCUGUUGCAGGAGUUGCCAUGAAAUUUUGAGUUAAGGGUGUAUGCAUUAAGUGCAUGUAGAGUUGUUUCUUGAUGGCAGACUGUGACUACCCAGAGUUGUGAGACAGGGAAAUGUUCAAUGAUUACCAGUCAUUGGAAUAUUCAGAGCACUUGAUCCAAUACAACUCAAUGGAAAGGAUUAUUGUUUUGUACUGCCUCUUCCUAUUAUAGAAAAAUUCAGUUCUCAUAUACAAAUAGGUAUAGGCACACGAGUAUUUUUCAUAUAAAUUCUAAUGAAUUCUCUCCACUAAAUCAACUAAUUAUCACUAAUGAUCAAAUGUAAUGACAUGCCUUGGCAAACCUGUAGCAGUAUUUAUAUUUAAAUAGUAAAAUAAUAGGCUUAAAGAUUGUCUUGACAUUUUGGGAUCUUUUGACUGUUCCCAUUAGGAAUCAUCAUGGUAAAUUACCCAUCUCAACUAUGUCUCCUUUUACACCCAUCAUCCACAUACUUCUUCUAUGUAUCCAUGAACCUUCCUGAUUUUUAGCUCUUCCACUGGCAUGGUGGUUCCUUCUCAUGCAGUUUCGUGAUCUCUUCACAACAAAGCAUUUAUCUUUAUCAAGCCCUAUCAGAGUACACACCUCCAACUUUAUUCAUAGACACACAAAAAUUCUAGUAUUUUAUUGAAUAAGACAGAAUCAAGAAGGCCAAUACAAAACAAGGCAUAUCCACAUUAGUAAAAUCAAGUAUAAAAAUAAUCCUCACUACAUUUCUAUUGCCAAGUUAGGUAACAGAUAGAACUAAAAAGGACCUGCAUUUGUAUUCCCACUAUGUAAUACUUUAGGCUAGACUAAUGAAAAUGAGUAACAUAUUCUGAUGGCAUUCAUAUUUUUAAGCAUGGCA
Messenger RNA from Portunus trituberculatus (swimming crab), 6727 nucleotides. Its product is annotated as solute carrier family 10 member 6-like. Gene Ontology annotation, cellular component: membrane. Gene Ontology annotation, biological process: bile acid and bile salt transport. NCBI's taxonomy places the organism in Eukaryota, Metazoa, Arthropoda, Malacostraca, Decapoda, Portunidae. Gene Ontology annotation, molecular function: bile acid:sodium symporter activity. The record is from RefSeq and is a predicted model, not a curated record.